Neospora caninum is the source of this 3486-nucleotide messenger RNA. Its product is annotated as putative EGF-like domain-containing protein. The transcript is spliced from 6 exons. Bases 1 to 3486 code for a protein of 1161 amino acids. NCBI's taxonomy places the organism in Eukaryota, Apicomplexa, Conoidasida, Eucoccidiorida, Sarcocystidae. Gene Ontology annotation, molecular function: cell adhesion molecule binding; protein heterodimerization activity; protein homodimerization activity. Gene Ontology annotation, biological process: heterophilic cell-cell adhesion; neuron development. The record is from RefSeq and is a predicted model, not a curated record. Gene Ontology annotation, cellular component: membrane; neuron projection.
AUGGAAAACAGAAAAGGAGCGGAAGCCGCCUCGGCCACUGGAGGCUGUCGACGCAAGAGAGGCAUCUCAAACACCUCGCUUUUGUUCAUAUCUUUGGUCGCCGCUCCCCCUGUUGCUCUCCUUUUUCUUGGAUGCGGACAGGGUCUUUUUGUGGAUGCAACUCAAGCGUCGUCAACAGCAACUUCCAGAGCUACGUACAUGGACCGCUUUAACAUCCCCAAGAAUCACGUCGAUCUCAUUUGGGAACCAUCCGGGUCAAAAUCAUACACACGUGGAAAUAUCACAUACAGGUGGUCUGAGCGCAAGUUAAAUGCUGGGGUCUACGCGGGCUACUCGUAUAUGUACGAUUCGUCUAAGCACGCUUAUUGUCAAAGUUCGAAGGCAAAGAUUGACACUAUGGCAACAGUGGGGGGGCCGUAUAUGGCGUCGGGUGCCUGUCCGAACUACGGCAAAGUCAUCUCGUUCACGAACCGCGAUGGCAGCAAUGCUGACAUGACGCGAUGGAGAAACGAGAUCCAUGGAAAUGUGAUGCCACACAGCACAACAGGUUGCGCUACGCAGGGGAAGCCAGGAGAUGCUGAAGUCGCAAAAGCAAUUGAGGGCUUUGCGAUGUACUCCGGCUAUAUGACCCACUGCCCCUUCAACGAGAAUGUAUACCUGAAAGAUAUGGUGCCAGAUAGGGAAUUCGACAGCAACGUGUGCAGCUUUGUAACGCAAAACAACCCCCUUCGAUUUCUCGACACCACGCAGCGGCAGCCUGGCCAGGCAUUCACUGAAUAUGCCUUUCACGGCAAGGGGGGCCAUAAGGGGUACGACUACAAAGGACAAACCAGCCAUGUCGGCUGUCCCCCUUAUUCUUCUCCGCGUAUUACAAAAGGCAUGAAAGAUUCUACCUGGAUCAGGGACCCAUUCGACUGCAGCAGACUCAGCCGCUGCACGACUCACUGCUGGCCGUACAAAAGCGGCAGCUACUGCUUCCGAAGUUUGCCUUCAAUUUAUGACAUGAGCACAGGUGAAUGCCGUAUUCUUGGCUACCAAACGCAAGAUUACCGGCACCAGAGUUGCGCUGAAUUCAAGACGGACAAUACCAGUGCCUUCUACUGCGUUCGCCCCAUGAAGACUGCCGGAUCAUCCGACUUGGUUUACGUCACCUCUCACACGCGACCUGACUACGAAACGAAAUGCCCUCCGAGAGAACCCCUGAAGAAGGUUAAGUGGGGUGUGGUGUCACAGGGGAAGUACUGCCAACCCUUGGCGGCACGAGCGAAUUUCAGCAACGUGACCGCCGAAAUGUGCGGGCAAAAAGUGUUUACGAUGAGCAGCGCAGAUGACCCCAGUCUUUCCUCGCAAGUCCAUGGCUACCACUGGGCCACCUUUGUUGCCGACAACUGCGCUGACAUGGGGAGCAGCUGUGCGAGGAGCGCGCGAGGCAAGUGCUUCUUGUACGACACCGUUCCCGAAUGCCUGAUCAGUUCUGCAACUGCCAUGGCGUUCACUUCGCUGAGCGCAGUCGACCCCAGCAUCGCAAUCGACCCCGACAGCGUCGCUGUGCUUCCAUUAGAUAAGUGUGUGAACACGGACUGCGGGUCCCACGGCACGUGUGACGCCGGCACGGGGAAGUGCGUCUGCUCGCCUGGCUUCAAGGGAGACUUGUGCGAUAAAGAUGACCUCUGCUACAACAACAAGUGCUCGGGACACGGCACCUGCAAGGAUUCGGACGGUUCCUGCCAAUGCAAGCCUGGAUACAAAGGAGAAAAGUGCGAAACGGUCGACAAGUGCUACAAACAGGACUGCUCCGGGCGUGGCACAUGCGACGAGGCCACCGGACACUGCAAGUGCGAGACCUGCUACACAGGCACCGACUGCUCGCAAAAGGCCGAGAGCUGCUGCGCGGCUGACAGCGACUGCGGCGGCAACAAGGCGUGCAGUAUGGGCACAAACGAGUGCGUGUGCAAGGAAGGUUGGAUGGGCCAAGAUUGCCAAGAGAAAGACUUGUGCAGCGGCGUGGCGUGCGAACAGGGUAAGGUGUGCGAUGGAAAGACCGGGAAGUGCGUCUGCGAGGAAACCUGCAAGACAGGUCCGAACUGCGAUGAGGUGAAACCCGAAUGCUGCGAAUCGAACGACGAAUGCCACCAGCCGCAAGGCUACUGCAAGAUGGACGAGGCCAAGUGUGUCUGCCGUCCGGGCUUUGGGGGCCAGACCUGUGAGACGAAGGAAGAUCUGUGCGCCGGGGUGACCUGUCAAAACGGCGGCACGUGUGACUCCGCCACAGGUCUGUGCCGGUGCGACGCAUGCCACGGCGGAAAGACGUGCGAAAUCAAAAAGGAGCACUGCUGCACUGACGACAACGCCUGCAAUGGACACGGAACCUGCAACUUGAAGGACAACACAUGCAAAUGUGACGCCGGCUUCGCGGGAGUCAACUGCUCGAAACCCGAAGGCCAAUGCAAGAACACGCAGUGCUUGAGUGGUUACUGCGAGCCCUCGACUGGCACGUGCGUCUGCGACGCAUGCCACACCGGUGCCAAGUGUGAGACUCCGGUCAGAGACUGCUGCGUGACGAACCAGACGUGCAACUUCCCCAACGGCUUCUGCUCUGCGAACAAAACGUGCGAAUGCCAGGAAUCAUGGGGCCACGGCGACUGCAGCGCACCGGUCGACAAAUGCGAAGGAGUGAAAUGCCACAACGGGUCAGUCUGCGACGCGGACUCGGGAACCUGCAUUUGUCCUCCAGGCUUCGGGGACGAAUUCUGCGAAACGUGCGCCCAGAAAGGAUGUCUGAACGGGGGUGUCUGCCAGCCGAACGGCACGUGCGCGUGCCCCACAGGGUUCGAGAGCCCGUCGUGUGACGUCCCCGGCUCCUGCCCGGGCGCCGGCGGCCAGUGCCAAAACGGCGGUCGCUGCGAUGUCGAGCAAGGCAGGUGCGUCUGCCCUGAAGGCUUCGCAGGGAGCAAAUGCGAAGAGCCGGCGAGCCCGUACACCUGCUCCGAGUGGUGCCAAGCGCCUCAAGUACUGACCGAAUCUACAUGCAACCCGUCAAUAGACUGCUAUGAAGUCUGCUGCGAAGUCAUGAAGGGCUGUGCAAAGGUUCAGCAUCCCGCUGCUCCCGAACAGGACUGGGGCCUAUGCUAUGCUAACGGGAUGGACGAGCGGCAGGCGGCGUGCUGCUAUGCGCGGGAAGAACAAGCGGACAACUUGGUCAUCUAUUUGGCUGCUGGAGGAGUUCUGCUUCUUCUCGUGGCAGCUGGCAUGGCGUACGGCCUGACGAGAAAGAGGAGCAACGCCGGUCAGGGAGGCACCGUGGACUUCGGCGUUGGUGCAGACGGCAAGCCCGUCGAAGGAGCCGAAGACGAAGCCAUUGAAGUGGAUCUCGACGACUUCAAGUCGCAUCCCGACGACGAAGUUGACAUCGGGAACAUUGCAUCCUGGGUCCGAGAAUGGGAUACGGAAGCAGCCUACGUGCCACGCGUUGUUCUGGCGGAAUAA